GACAGAAAUAAGUCUUAAAAAAUGCAUAUUUCUCAUAACUCAAGAAGUUAACGAUAUCAAUCAUUUUCCAAACAAGUAAUUUUAAUCCUGAUAAAUAAAAUCUCCAAAACAUUCAUGCAAGUCAUAUUUUCAUUUGUCGCAAUUUCAUCGAUAAACUCAAUUCGAAUGAAGUACAAUAACAAUAACGCCACAUUUACUGUAAACUAGAAAUUAUCUUGGGAAAUUUUACGAGUGAAUUUGAAGAUUCCAACGCUGCAGGUGUUAUAAAAUUACGACGCAGCUAUGUUGUAAUUUGCUUUUCCUCGCAUUUUAAAAUGUAUUGAUGUAAUAUUUUGCUACAUUUCAUUUCAAAAUGAAUGCUCAUUUUUUCAAGUACUGAACGCGAACAAAAACUCUUUUAAGCCUGUAAUAUUUUAGAACUUUUGAAUCAUAUUUAAGUUGAAAGCGCUUAAAGAUCUCAGAAAAAAGGCUUUGGAAGAAUCUUUACAAAUGUUCUGGUGGAACAGUAAAUCCUAUGUUCUACCAAGUUUAGAACAAAAAAUCAAAGCCUUAGUUACAACUGAAAAAAACACGUUCGAAGUUUUCAAAGUAUUACUGCUAGCAGUAAUUUCAGGAGUAUUUUACUCCUGUACAGCUGUAGUAGUCAAAUACGUCGAUAAUUUAGAUCCUGGACAACUGUGUCUUUAUCGCCAUGUCGCAAUUUUAUCUUUAAACCUUCCAGAAGUUAUCAAAUGUCGCCAAGCAAUCUUUUUGCCUAAACAUUUCCGUGUGCUACUAAUAAUCAGAAGUAUAUGUUCGGCAACGCAUAUAUUGGUCAGUUAUCAUGCUUUUCGCCGCUUACCACUUGCAGAAGCGAAUGUGAUUUUAUUCAGCAUUCCUGCCUUUGUAACCGUGGCCGCGAGGAUUUUCCUAAAGGAACCAUGUGGAAUAUUCCAAUCGAUAUCUGUGCUCUUCACUGUAAUUGGCUUAAUUUUUACUGCCAAAAUACCCAGUUACUUUUCUGGCUCACCUAUUGUUCAUUCAAAAGAUUACAUACAGGGUCUUAUAUUUGCUUUCUCGGGAAUCAUCUUUGAUACUACUCAAAUAAUACUCUUAAGAAAAACGAAAGAAAUUCACCAUGCAACAAUCUUAUCCAAUUUAGGUAUCAUAGCUAUCAUUGAACUAGCUUCUGUUACUGCCAUCUUUGGUGAUUUCAAGUGGAAUGUGUGCGGUUGGCAGAAUCUGUACAUAAUUAUUCUUGGAAUAUUUAGUUACUUAGCUCACGCAAUGAUGAUCAGAGCUUUCCAGUGCGAAUUUGCUGGACCAGUCGCUACUGUCAGGGCUGGGUCAGAUAUAGGAUUGUCCUUUAUAUGGCAGACAUUUUUGUUUAAAGCAAUUCCAGACACUUUCAGCAUCAUAGGAGCUUUCUUAGUUAUGGUAUCCAUAUUUUUGGUUGGAAUUAGGAACUGGGUGUCCAGUCUACCGAAUAAUUCUCCAAAAUUGAAGCACUUAAAAUGGAUUUUGAAGUAAAUUUUUAGAAACUUGGUGCUUAAUACUUCUCUGGCUCACCUAUUGUUUAUUCAAAGGAAUACAUAUGAAGUCUUAUAUUUGUUUUCUCUGGAAUUAUUUGUGAUUCCAUUCAAAUAAUACUCUUAAGAAAAACGAAAGAGGUCCAUUAUACAACUGUCUUACAAUUUUAGCGACACAAUAUGAUUUAUUUCAAACAACGUAGACUAAAAUUCAAUGUUUAUUUCUAGUCUCAAAUCACUUGUGCGAUUGUUAUGAAUUAUAUGAGAUAUAUCUUUAUAAUUCUCUGUUGCUGCCAUCAUCAACUGCACAGUGCGAAGAAAAAAUGAAUACCUUGAAUAACUUUUCACCUAAUUAUCGGGUUUUCACUUACUAGAACUCAAUUUUAAUGGUUUUUAAGGUGACCUACAAUAAGCUAAUUAGUUAGUACAAACGAUAUUUUAAGUUACGACAAAGACAAGUACGUACUAUUUUUGAAUAAACAUGCCUUUUUUUCGACGGAUUCGUAUUCUUGACCCUCAAACUGUUGGGCGUAGCCGUAAUUUAGGAAAUAUGGCCCUAAUAGUUUAGUCAGGAGAGCGGUUGAAAGUUUGUAUAACUUAAUAAUCAUUUUAUUUUUUGCGUAUUUUGUCAUAUCUAGAAUUUUCAAAGAAAAGCAUAAAACCUUUGAACGGAAUUAUGAAAUUCGUACAUGCCAAGAUAAUUCUAAGCAA
This is a messenger RNA of Parasteatoda tepidariorum (common house spider), 2219 nucleotides long. Its product is annotated as solute carrier family 35 member G1-like. Gene Ontology annotation, cellular component: membrane. Lineage: Eukaryota; Metazoa; Arthropoda; Arachnida; Araneae; Theridiidae. The record is from RefSeq and is a predicted model, not a curated record.